Molecule: messenger RNA, 1410 nt
Organism: Chanos chanos (milkfish)
Lineage: Eukaryota; Metazoa; Chordata; Actinopteri; Gonorynchiformes; Chanidae
Gene: apol1
Product: apolipoprotein L, 1
Exons: 10
Coding region: 49-1410 (453 amino acids)
Biological process (GO): lipoprotein metabolic process; lipid transport
Cellular component (GO): membrane; extracellular region
Molecular function (GO): lipid binding
Source: RefSeq, a predicted model, not a curated record
AACUCUAAAACAAAACUAAAGAAAACCAAGAAACCAAGGAAUCCAUUUAUGCCUGCUGUUGCAGCCAAGGGUAAAAAAGCCAAUGAGAAGGAGCAGGAUGCAACUGCUGCUGAUGAUCACACAGAGGAUGAGAGUGAAGAUUGCCUGGAGGACACACCCACUGAGAAAGCACAGGAUGAAGAAGAGGGCAGUGCCAAAGCAAGCAAACCACCAAAGAAAAAGAAAGUUAAGAGGAAGAACCCAUUCAUGCCUCACGUUGCAGUCAAGGGCAGAACAAUGCAGAAGAAGAGUGAGAAUCAGGGAGAGAGCAAUAGCACUAACCCCGGGGAGAGUGAAGGCCAAAAGAAGUCCCUCAUGGAGCAGCUGAAUGAAUUUCGUUUUGAUAGGCCUGAGGAAGACGAAGAGGAUCCUGAAAACCUCAUGGAAUGGUGGAACACAGUGGAACAGUGGGAGGACAUGCCCAAAGAUGAUGACAUGACUGAAAAGGAAGAGGCCAAGGCAUUUGCAGUGACAGCUGAGAAGGUGCAGAAAGGCAUCCGUGUCUUCAACAAGCUGUUCUCCGAGCGAGCUGAGGGCCUCUGGCAACAUGUCAUUGACCUGCAUGCCAUUGCGGACGGCUUAGAUCGCUUCAGCAAGAGGACCAAAAUUGCCCAGAUUACUGGAGGAUCCACCAGUGCUGUUGGAGGUGUGGCAACCAUUGCUGGACUUGCUUUAGCACCUGUCACCAUGGGAACCUCACUGAUUGUCACAGCUGUCGGACUUGGCGUUGCCACAGCAGGUGGUCUAACCUCUGCAUCUGCUGGCAUCUCAAAUACUGUUAACAACUCUCUGGAUCGCAAGAAAGUGGAACGCAUUGUGGAGGACUACCAGGAGAAGAUGGCCGACCUCAACAAGUGCAUGAAAUUCAUUAAGCAGGGAAUUGAGAACCUGCGCAAGUUCAACUUGGUAAAAAUGAAAAACCAUGCCUACAACCGAGAUUUCCCAGGCCUCAAUAACAUCUAUGAGGAUGGUGCCAUGGCUGGCAAGGCCAUACUCAUUAAUGCCAACGAGAUCAUGCGGGUGGUACAGAUCGCCAACGUGGCUGGUAGCACAGCAGCGCGAGCUGUUCAGAUUGCCAGUAUGGCCACUGGUGUGCUUACUGGUCUGUUUGUAGGCAUGGAUAUCUACUUUGUGGCCAAGGACUCACGAGAGCUGAAGAAAGGUGCCAAGUCAGAAUUUGCUGCAAAGAUUAGAGAAGUUGCUGAGCAGCUACAUGAGGGUCUAGUGGAACUCAACGGUAUCCGAGAGGAGCUUCAGUGUACCAGUAAUCCAGAUAAUUCUUCUACCAAUGAUCCAGAUAACUCCUUUGUGUCUCCUGCGCCAGAGAAAAGUAUUGAGGAUAUUGAGAAGGCUAAGCUUGCUGACGAAUAA